Amoebophrya sp. A25 is the source of this 210-nucleotide messenger RNA. The record is from the annotation of a GenBank genome assembly. Lineage: Eukaryota; Dinophyceae; Syndiniales; Amoebophryaceae.
GGCAAUAAGGACAGGCCACGAGGAGCCACUGUAGGAGUUGCUCCUGCAAAAAUCACAUUUGUGGAUCGUGGAGGACCACUAAUGAAUGAGCAACUACAUGGAGGAGGACUAGAGGAACAGCAAGAAAGACUACUAGAGGUGGACCACGAGCAAGAAACUACUAGUUGUAAGAGUAGUAAGAUAUCAACGAGAACUAUAGGUAGGACUGGG